This is a messenger RNA of Hippoglossus stenolepis (Pacific halibut), 5316 nucleotides long. RefSeq names its product transmembrane and coiled-coil domain protein 3. The transcript is spliced from 4 exons. The record is from RefSeq and is a predicted model, not a curated record. Gene Ontology annotation, cellular component: endomembrane system. Lineage: Eukaryota; Metazoa; Chordata; Actinopteri; Pleuronectiformes; Pleuronectidae. The coding region runs from base 1483 to 2856 and encodes 457 amino acids.
GAGCACAGAUAGGAUCUAACUGUGUUGCUCAAGAACAACCUAGAAAGGUUAAAUCACGUUAGAUGGUACCACAGUCUCAUCAAACUCUUACCUUGCUUCAAUUUGUGACCUCAGUUUAGGACUGUACAUCCAACUGUUGCACUCUGCUGCUGCCAUCUGCUGCGUUGUGGCCUUUCCCCCAGUUACUGGGCUUUCAAACCUUCAAUCCUUGCUCUCUUUCACCUUCCUACCUCAACAACCCCUGGAGAACUGAGUGAUGGGGAGAAAUGGACUGAAAAGUAGGGCAGCUUCUCGGUAGAUUUGGGAGGACUUUUUCAUCAGCAUGAGACUAAUUCAUUUAGCAGAGCCACUCAUCCAGAGAGGCUCUUAGAUUGCUCCAGCAGUUAUGGGUAAAACUCUUAAGUCGCGGCAGCAGCGGAGGUGGAAAUUGGCUUAUUAGAUUGAAAUGGUACAAUUUUCGCAGAGUAUCUCAUCAGGAAAAUGUCCGAUGUCAAAUUUAACUUUGGUCUCUAGUAAGUUUAAAACAUCUGGCUUGUGUUAUCAGCGUCAUUCGAGCUGCUCUCAUGAAUCUGGAGUCAUCCUGCCAAGAGCCAUCGUGUUUUUUAACACAAAGUGUACGCCUAUCAUUCCAGCUGUGUGAAACAAAUUUGGCUCGAUGCUCAUUUGAUGCAUUAGUGUGAAAAUGGAAGUUUUGUUGAUGCUCGUUCCAAACACUUCCACCCUCGUCGAGGCCUGGUUUUGUUUCAGGCCUUAACAGUGACUCAUCAAUAGUUGCCAGGUCACUGUUUCAUAUGCUCAUCCCCUAAAUAUGAUAUCACAACAUCUUGAAGCAAUUCACUUAGACCUCUAUUUGCUCCCUAAUGCUACAGAGGAGAACAUGGAACAUUUGGUAAAAGCUCAGAGGAGCCAGCUUAGUUCCAGUGCUUAAUAAAGAGCAUGUUGCCUAAGCUUUCUGGUUGAACAGACAGUUCUUUGUGUUCCUCGUUUGAAAACUAAAAAGACUGGGGAACAUGAGCAACCUACACACUGGCCUGUCCCAUACUUCCUCUUUAAGAAGGAAGAUAUUAUUGAACUCUUUCUUUUGUGUGACAAACAGGUUUGACAAAAACUCGGCUUAUGUGUGAAACUAAUUGUUCUGUCAAGAGAUAUUUGCAUGGUCUCUGGGAGGAGAGGGGAUUGCGAUCGGGUGCAAGGCUCCUCAGGCUACGUAAGGCCAGUGAAUCCAUAUGCAAGUAGCUCGCUCAUCGGAGUCCUGGACAGAGCAGAGGUAGGACACGACAAAGUGUGCUUUUUUCUCUGCAGAGAAUGAGUCCUGUGUUCAAGAAGGACAGAUGCCAGAGAGGGGGGGGGAGAAUGGGACAAGGACAGAGGCUGAAAUACUGCAGGCACGCUUGUGGAAAUAAGCAUGGCAUUCUCCAGCCACACAGUAUUGAUAAAUAAGAUCGGAGCACUGAAGGCAGUUUACUGAACCUUCCUGGUUCGAUGAGGCGGGGUUCUUCAGAGAACAACCUGGAUCUGGACCUCAGUGAUACAAGUCCUGGUCCCGCUCUCGGUUUCGAGAUCCAGCGCAGUCGUUCCUGCUUGGACAACCUCCAGCAAAAGAUACUGAAAGUCACAGAGCAGCUGAAGAUUGAGCAAACGGCGAGAGACGAGAAUGUAGCCGAGUAUUUGAAGCUGGUGAACAGUGCGGAGAAGCAGCAGUUGGGGCGCAUCAAGCAGGUGUUUGAGAAGAAGAACCAGAAAUCGGCUCAAAACAUCGCUCAGAUGCAAAAGAAGCUGGAGCAGUAUCAUCGAAAGAUGAAGGACAGUGAAAUCCAUCACAGCCCAUCCCCUCAUCCGUCCGCUGUCAAGCACAGCACCAUCCCCAGGGAGUCGCCCAGAGAGCUGCUGAGGGAUAUGACGGGCAGUGGCCGACACCCGACCAUGGACAAGAUCAAGACCAUCGGACCAGGCGUUUCUCUCUCUCCUCCUUUCUUCUUCAGCAAACCCAGAGAGUUCGCCAACCUCAUCAGGAACAAGUUUGGCAGCGCUGACAACAUCGCCCACCUCAAGACCAGUCUUGAUGCUUCCUCUCCGUUACCCACUGACAGUGCAGGGAAGGGGCUGAGCAGCAGCACUUCUAUGGUCAGCAAGCCCAAGUACCCCAGUGAUGACGAGUGCUCCUCGGAGAGCGCUUCUAUUUCAGCAGACAGUAACGGACACCCUGCGGCAGGAGGGGUGUCAGCGGGGCAGGCACACGGUCAGGGGCAGCCAGCAGGUGGCGACAGUCAGAGCAGACUGGCCCUGAGCCUGGAGGAGGUGAGGGAGGUUAAAGAAGCUCAGAGCCAGUUCGAGGAUGACAUGGAUGAGCUGAAGGCUCAGUUCAAGAGAGAGUAUGGCAUCCUCAGCCAAACACUGCAGGAAGAGAGAUACAGGUAUGAACAUUUGGAAGACCAACUGAACGACCUGACGGAGCUUCACCAAAAUGAAAUGGCGAAUUUGAAGCAGGAACUGGCCAGCAUUGAGGAGCGGGUGGCCUACCAGGCACACGAGAGGGCCAGGGACAUACAGGAAGCCCUCGAGUCGUGUCAGACGCGAGUGUCCAAGCUGGAGCUCCAGCAGCAGCAGCAGCAGCAGACGGUCCAGCUCGAGAGCCACGACGCCCGGGUUCUGCUGGGGAAGAGCAUCAACAUCAUGCUGGCCAUCAUCACCGUCAUCCUAGUGUGCGUCUCCACUGUUGCUAAGUUUGCCGCCCCACUGAUGAGGAGCCGAUACCAUGUGGUCGCUACCUUCCUGGGGAUUUGCUUCUUGACCAUAUUCUGGAAGAAUUUGGACCGUUUACAGUACGCCAUGGACAGGUUGCUGGUGCUCGGCUGAACAUACUGAAAUCAACAAUAACACCACACUGUCAGUUAUUAGGAUAGUCUAAGAGGAUUGGUUGUACAAUCGUCAGAGGACACGAUCGCCAUUCAUCUACAGAAGUCACUGUUUUUUUUUUUAAAGUGAAAUUUUGGUGAUUUUCUUGUCUAAACUUGAAUGUUUGUAGCUAAUAUUUCCAUUUAAUCGUGACAAUAACAUUUAUAACAGUAUAUUUUGUUAGCUCAUCACUGAUUGAUGAAAAACUAAUAAUCACAAGACACAAAAGGCCAAAAGGCAAGGGUGAAGAGAAAUGCUUUUCACCAUAAUGCAGCAACAUGGGACUCACUCUUUACCACAUUUUAAAGGAAUAGAAUCCAUAGAUCAGGCCAAAUUGAAGAAAAUGGUUAUUCUUUUCAUUUUGCCUCAGCUUAACUUUAAUAUCACUGAAAUUCUUGCAAUCUUGCACAUGGUGAAGAAGAAGGCUAAGACGAAAUGUGCUUAUUUGCUUUCUUUCUGAUAGUAAAAUGAAAAGAUCGAUACCACAGUCACAUCUGUAUGGCUACAAUCAGCUGCUUUUUAGCUUAGCUUAACAUAAACCCGUAACAUAUUGGUCCAUGAGAUCUGGAUGCUGGAAGGCUCUCUGGGCCUGUUUCUAGUCUUUUUGCUAAGUUAAGCUAACAGGCUUCUGGUAUUACCUCCAUACUUAACUAGAUUUUCUAAUCAGACUUUCACCCAAAGAGGUGAACGAGUGUAUAUAUAUUUAAACUUUGAAUUAUUGAUUUGAAUGAGGAACCUACUGAGGGCUAUUUCACAAAUAAGUGCAUGUAAAGCAAAUCCGUGGGUCAAAGUUCACUGAAGUUGAACUCCACAUGAAGCCACGUUGCGGAGGGAAUGUUUUAUCCCCCCCUUCGCUCAAACAAAUUGGAAGUGAACGGGAGAUGAAGGUUCGCACUGAUAAAUUCCCGCAUGGCACAGAGGAAAUUAGCAUCCUGUUUUCUACGUGUUUAUUUUCUUCAUUCCUUGCAGGGGUGAGGAACAUUUUUCCUUAUCAAGGGCUAUUUAAUGCGGUUGGUGCUGCACAGUCGUCUGUGUCAGAUGGUAGUGGUGAUGAUGCUCCUCGCAGGUGGUUGUCCAGGGUCUUAAGCAGAACCAAGUCUUUGCGAGAGUGAGUUUAGAAAAGAACAGUUGAGCGGUGAGAGUUUGUUGUACUUUACCUGAAGCUCCUUGUUGCUUCAACGAUUUCAUGUUGUAGUCAGUUGUCAGGCGCACCAGAUGGUUCCACAUUAAGGUGGAGUGUCAUAUCAGGCUUCUGAUCUUGUAGGGUAGGAAAAUGCACAUUCACACACAAUGCACAAUUUUACUUUUACAAUUUUAGCGGCAAGAAGGCUAUGUGUGCGUUUCAUUCUCCCUGACUGACCUGACAGGCAGCUGUAGGGGUCCCCACUGAAGGAAACGCUAGCUUUUAUUGCAGUAAAAUCGAAAUCAAAUAAAUCAGUUGCUGUCAUGAGAAAUUCUUUAUAUGAACUUGUCUGGCAGCCUGGAGGCCGAAGGUUUCCCCGCCCCUGUCUUAUGAUUGCCUUGUUUGACUUUUGUGGUCAGUCAUCUCUUAAAGUUUCUCUGUGUACUGGUCAUCGUGUUUAAAGUGCAAUAUAUUUGAUUUAAAGAAUGAUUCUUUUUAGGAGUGUGUGUGUUUAUAUGAAUGUUUUACAGUGACAGGCCGUUGGUGUUGUCUGGAGUGGGGAGAGGGGGCUGUCAUUAAUGUUUGCAUGAGAGAUCAUAACCACUGAAGAAGCCACUGCUGGUGUGUGAUGAGUCCAGCUGUCUCCUCUCUCUGGGGUCAAACAUGACUCUCACUGGGCUGGUAGCAUGGUGAUAUCAACACACGCUAGAAUCACCAGUGCAGUGAUGCAUGCAUGUGCACCCAAACAACACUUGGCUCUCUGUAUUUACAUGUCUUAUGGGUGUUUUACCCACUCUCCAUGUCUUUUACUAAUAAUGUGAUUAAGAGGCGAUGGGUUAUACUGUGAUACAAGACGUUUUCUCCGAGGAAAAAUGCAAUUCUCUUUUUUUUUUUAAAGACUCAACAAACAGCCUUCAGUGCUCUGGUGAUGACGGAGGAGCACAUUACAGUUUCUAAGUGUUGAAUUAUGAGCCUAUUUAAUGGACUGACUAAUGUUAUUUGUUUGUCUUAUGAACAUUGCCUCUAAGGAUUUCACAUGAAGCCACAGACCACUUUUUAAUGUUUGUCAGCCACUUUAACAUUGUUUGUGUCGAUGUUUGUUCUUGUCAGCGACUGUAUCAUAUUAUGUUGUUUCUGUUUUUUAACGCAGUUGAGGAAGUUUGACCUGCAGAACUACAGAUCAGGUUUACAUUCUCUUCUCAUCUCUGGUGCACUAUGUGAUCAAUCAGCCGUAUCUUCAUGCAUCAUGUGCCUUCGUCUGACAAUUUCUGUUAAAUUAAACAACCCUUUUUAAACAA